AUGGUGGCCACGGACGACGUCAGCUGCAAAGAGGCGGAGAAAAGAAGCGUGCAGAAGGCAUCGAUACACUACCAUCAUGCCUGGUCGAGGCCAUGUUGGGCACCGGCCAAGUGUAUGUGCCGUCCUGGCCUCUGGAAAGAGGACGGGGGGAGGAUCAGGCCAGCCUGGGACAUGCCCGACUCAUUCUCAGCCCCGCCUUCUUCCAAGGUGCUGGGCCUCUCGCACUGCUCCCGGGUGGUGUGGCCUGCCAGGCCGGGCUGGCCGGACGCAGCGGAGGCCCAGGCGCCCUGGGACGUACAGCGCACUGUGGCAUCCGCGUAG
Prorocentrum cordatum is the source of this 321-nucleotide messenger RNA. Lineage: Eukaryota; Dinophyceae; Prorocentrales; Prorocentraceae. The record is from the annotation of a GenBank genome assembly.